AGAAGUGAGAACCCAUCAUAUAAUCGUCUCAAAAGCACAAAAAUGGCGAAGCAAAAGAUUGUGGUGAAGGUGACGAUGAAGAACCACAAGUCGCCUCGCAAGGCUUUGCAGAUCGUCGUCAGUGUCUCCAGGGUGGUGGAUUCAGUGACUUUAGUGGAUAAACAACAGAUAGUAGUGAUCGGAGAACGAAUCGACUCGGUUCAACUAACGUGCUUGUUAAGAAAACGCGUAGGGCACGCGGAACUCGUCAGUGUUGGUCCGGUAGAGGAGAAGAAACCGCCCAAACCUCCCUCCACCACCACCGCCACCGCCACCAGUCAAAAGGAGCCAAAGCAAACAGUGUGGUGUGAAUGCGUUUGUCGUGAACACCACUGCUGGCAAGCCUGGCCGKUGCAGGUUGUCCAUGAAGUCCCUUCCAAUACUUGCAGCAUCUUGUGAGAUAUCCAUCAAUGGAAACAAGGUGUGAUWGAAAAUUGAAGAAAAGUUAAUUUUGAAUUUUCUUUUGAUUUGAUUCCUUUUUUGGAAAAUCUUGCAUGCAAUAAAU
This is a messenger RNA of Cynara cardunculus var. scolymus (artichoke), 544 nucleotides long. Its product is annotated as heavy metal-associated isoprenylated plant protein 46-like. The transcript has 3 exons. Lineage: Eukaryota; Viridiplantae; Streptophyta; Magnoliopsida; Asterales; Asteraceae. Bases 43 to 438 code for a protein of 131 amino acids. The record is from RefSeq and is a predicted model, not a curated record.